CUCUCGCUUUACUGAUUGCCUUAUAUCACUCCGUUUUUUGUGCUUUCCCUUAUCUCCCUGCUAUUUUAGUUGAUUCUCAGUUCACCCUCUUCGUCUCAUCUCUGGUUCUGUCUAUACAAUGGCUAGACCUUUGCUCUUCAUCGCUCUCUGCCUCCUCCCUGCUCUUGUCAGCGCUGCCCGCCCCAACAGGAACCCCUACGAGGUUCAGGGACGCGUGUACUGUGACGCUUGCCGUGCCGGUUUCGAGACCUCUGCUAUCUCCUACAUUGCAGGAGCCAAGGUUAGAGUGGAAUGCAACGAUAGGAAGUCAAUGCAGCUGGUUUACAGCAAGGAAGCAACAACAGACUCCACUGGAACAUACAAGAUUUCUGUCAACGAAGACCAUGGGGAUCAGUAUUGUGAUGCUGUACUCGUAAGCAGCCCCCAGGCAGACUGCAAAGUGGUCUCCCCUGGGCGUGAUCGUGCGCGGAUCAUCCUCACCGACUCCAAUGGCAUUGCCUCCCGACUCCGUUAUGCCAAUUCUUUGGGCUUCAUGAAGGAUAAGGCGUUGUCUGGCUGCGCUCAGAUCCUGAAGCAGUAUCAGGAGGAGGAUAAUGAGGAGUAGAGAUCCGUUGCUUAUGGGUUUUCAAUUGAUUAUUUGGGCCUUCUGUGCCCUUUUAUUGUUGUUAUUACUAUACGAUACUAGUAUUAUUUGUUAAUUUCUGGAUGUUUGCUGUUUCUGUGCCUAGAGGAUUGUUAAAGAGACUCGACAAUUAAAAUACAGAUGCUUGUUAA
This is a messenger RNA of Mangifera indica (mango), 774 nucleotides long. RefSeq names its product pollen-specific protein C13-like. NCBI's taxonomy places the organism in Eukaryota, Viridiplantae, Streptophyta, Magnoliopsida, Sapindales, Anacardiaceae. The record is from RefSeq and is a predicted model, not a curated record. Bases 119 to 604 code for a protein of 161 amino acids. The transcript is spliced from 2 exons.